AUGGUCCUAACACUCCGCUGCCAUGAGCGCACUUGUUACGGUGUGAUCAAUCAUCGCCUUGCAGGCCGUAGCUACCUAUCUAGUCUGAUUGAAGCGGUUGGCCAUCGCCUCGAAGCACUUGAGAACUGCUAUCACGCUCUUCUAGGAUUCUCGACAAUCCAUUUGAUCCAAAAUUCAAUCUCGCCGCAAAACCCCAUUUGCACUGAGCUCUCUCAUAGCCCAAGUGGGAUAAGUCUACAGGGUCUCCUGGGCUUCUAUAGGCUAUUUGGCGGAUUGAGCACUGUAAAAGAAUCCGGACCAGCCAAGCGCUUACUGGCAUCCAUACCUGUAUGUCGCCUCACUAAGGAAAUCCAGUUCAAAAAUUGGACAGGGCAAAUCUUUUAUGCGAAAUUUCAAAUACAGAUGACGAUUUUAUUUAACCAGGUUAGGAUUCGAGUUGCUUAUUUGAAACGUGCGGCGUUAAUACCUAAAGAGAUGAGCCCAAACGAGGGUUGGGAGAUAGAAGGAUUGCUUCCAACCCUGGCCAAGUUCUCAUCAUUUGAACACGCUUUUGCAGCGAGCUUUCAUCUCCAGCGACGAUAA
Messenger RNA from Lindgomyces ingoldianus, 582 nucleotides. RefSeq lists its product as uncharacterized. NCBI's taxonomy places the organism in Eukaryota, Fungi, Ascomycota, Dothideomycetes, Pleosporales, Lindgomycetaceae. The coding region runs from base 1 to 582 and encodes 193 amino acids. The transcript is spliced from 9 exons. The record is from RefSeq and is a predicted model, not a curated record.